Molecule: messenger RNA, 1152 nt
Organism: Dictyostelium purpureum
Lineage: Eukaryota; Evosea; Eumycetozoa; Dictyosteliales; Dictyosteliaceae
Exons: 1
Coding region: 1-1152 (383 amino acids)
Source: RefSeq, a predicted model, not a curated record
AUGGAUAUAGAUAAUAAUUAUAAUAUUAUUAAUAACGAUUACAAUAAUAAUCAAAAUAAAAUUCUUUUUUUAAAAAUUUAUAAUAGUAUAGUAUUAAGAAAUGAAAUUUCUAGACACAUCAAACUAUUUAAUUUAUAUCAUAAAGCCAAAUUUACAAUAAAAAAGAGUUUGCUAGAAUAUACAUAUAGAGAGUACAUCAAAGAAUUAGAGAUAGAUUUUAAUGAAGAGUUAAAUAAUUAUAACGAUAUUCCAUCAUCAGUUACCCAUCUUUCAUUCUUAAAUUCAUUCAAUAUGCCAAUAAACCAUCGAACAAUACCGCCUGAUGUUACCAGUCUAGUAUUUGGAGAUAGCUUCACUGGAUCAUUGCAACAUUUACCACCCUCAAUUAGGGUAUUGAAAUUAGGAUCAAGGUUUUCACAAUUAAUAGAGUCACUUCCUAUUUCAUUAACAGAACUAACCCUAGGAAAAUCAUUUUCUCAAGAGUUUAAACCUGGUCUAAUUCCUUCAAAUGUGGUCACAUUAAUCCUUGGGGAGCAAUUUAACCAUCAAAUAUUACCACAAGCGCUACCCAACUCUAUAACAUCAUUAACUUUUGAUAAAAUAUAUAAUAAGGAGUUUUUAAUGGGAUCUAUACCUAACUCUGUCACUACACUUUCAUUCAUUAAUCAAUCUCAAUUCAACAAAGAAAUAAAAAGCGGUAUUCUCCCACAAUCUCUGACCAUGCUCUCUUUGGGUAGAUGUUUUAACCAGUAUAUAAUGCCAAAUGUUUUGCCGCAAAGUCUUACACAUCUUUCAUUUGGAGAUAAAUUCAACCAGCCCUUACUUCAUAAAGAUAUAUUGCCUCCAAAUUUAACCUAUCUCUCAUUUGGGGUAAAGUUUAACCAAGUUAUUAAGGAGUAUAUUCUUCCGAUGUCGCUUACCUCUCUAGUAUUUGGAAGUGACUUCAAGAAAAUAUUACCACCAGAUGAUAUCAUUGUUCCACCAUCUAUAACCACUAUUACAUUCAAAAAAAACACAUAUACAGGCGAUAAAGAAAAAAUUAAAAGAAUUCUAACUGAAAGAAAUUUAGCUAUAACUAAAGCAUUGGAAAAAAAUAAUAAAAACUCAUCAAUGAUGAAUUCUUGGAAAUCUAGAGUAAAUAAAAUACAAUGA